CCCUCCUCGCUUCCCGUCCGCCUGCGGGCAGCGAGCGGCGGCGGCGAGCCGCAGCCUCUCCCGGAGGAGGCGGUGAGGCAGCGAGGCAGGCGGCUCCCUCCUCCUCCUCUUCCUUCAUCCUCCUCCUCCCCGUCCUCCCCCUAAGAUGGCGGCAGACCCCGCGGAGCGCUUCUGCGUGGCCGAGGAGCGGAGCGGCCACUGCGCCGUGGUGGACGGCAACUUUCUCUACGUCUGGGGGGGCUACGUGUCGAUUGAAGAAAAUGAAGUGUAUUUGCCUAAUGAUGAGCUCUGGAUCUAUGAAAUGGAUAGUGGGUUAUGGACAAUGCACCUAAUGGAAGGAGAGCUCCCUACCUCCAUGUCAGGAAGCUGUGGAGCAAGCAUUAAUGGGAAGCUGUACAUUUUUGGUGGAUUUGAUGAUAAAGGAUACAGUAAUCGGCUGUAUUAUGUUAAUCUGCGAACAAAAAAUGGAACCUAUAGGUGGAAAAAAAUCACAAAUUUUAAAGGCCAACCUCCUACACCACGUGACAAGCUUUCCUGCUGGGUGUAUAAGGACAGGCUAAUAUAUUUUGGUGGCUAUGGCUGUAGGAAGCAUAAUGAGCUGAGUGAUUGUUUUGAUGUCCACGAUGCGUUUUGGGAAGGACAGAUAUUCUGGGGAUGGCACAAUGAUGUUCAUGUUUUUGAUACAAACACACAAACUUGGUCUCAACCAGCAAUUCGAGGUGGAGAUCCGCCUCAGCCUCGAGCAGCUCAUACAUGUGCAGUGCUGGGAAAUAAAGGUUACAUCUUCGGAGGACGAGUGCUGCAAACGAGAAUGAAUGAUUUGCACUGCCUGAAUUUAGACACGUGGACUUGGUCUGGAAGAAUUAAUAUCAGUGGAGAGAAACCAAAAGAUCGAUCAUGGCACACAUUGACUCCGAUAGGAGAUGACAGACUCUUUCUUUUUGGUGGACUGAGUUCUGAUAAUGUUCCUUUAAGUGAUGGCUGGAUUCACAGUAUUACAACAAAUGGAUGGAAACAACUUACCCAUUUGCCUAAGAGUAGGCCGAGAUUGUGGCAUACAGCCUGCCUUGGAAAAGAAGGAGAAGUGAUGGUGUUUGGUGGAAGCAAAGAUGACUUGCAUUUCAUGGACACGGGUCAUUGCAGUGACUUGUUGAUAUUUCAGACUCAACCUUACUCGCUUCUCAGGUUGUGUCUUGACUGCAUCGGUAAAAAUGCAGCCCUCUUAAAAAAUCAAAUACCUUGCUUGCCAUCCAAACUUCUGCAGCAGGUGCUGAAAAAAAUAACCUUCUGGGCUGCAGUUAACCACCGGCAAGAGAAGAAAGCUGAAACUGAACGACAAUGUCAACUAAACACCACAUGAACAAUGGCAACGAAACUGUUGAACACUGGUUUAUUUACACUGUACAGCAAAGUCUUUUGUUAGUGAACUUUACUAAUGCUACAGAGCAACAGUAUGUUAAGCUGAGUUUCUAAGUGAAGUUUGAGAACAAAGAAAUCCUUUUUAUGGAAGUCUUUUGUUUUCUGCGUUAUAGGAAACUGAGAAAACUUGAUUUGUAUAUAUUGUUAACUUCUGCUGUUGUGGUCUUAAUGAGACAGUCCAUACAACUUGUUCUUUUUGAAGGUGACAUGCCAUAAAAAUGUUUUCAGUUGACCAAAAUGUGGCUUAAGUCUAAAAACUUAACUAGAGCCUUAUCACAUCAGCCUUUCUGAAAAAAAUAAGUUUAACACCAUCUUUGGAAGACUCAGACUUGUCCAUCCUGAAGAAGGUAACUGGAAGGUAACACCACCGAAUCUUAUUAUUUGAUUCCACCAGACUCUGUCAUCUGAGUAUGUAUUCAAGUGACGGAGCUGAGCAUCGUACCCACCCCAUGAAGGGCGAUAGCUGAGCGGGGGACUUGAAGAGCACUGUAAGGAGCAGCAUUACAGCUCGCAUAGGAAAGCUCACAUGCUGCUCAUAAUGUGGUUUUGCUAUGUUUCUGUAAUCAACGAGUCCUUUUUGAAAUAGGUUGUAUAUUGUAUUUUGGAUGUGUAAAGUUUAUAUUUAAUUCUUGUUUAAAAAAAAAUGCUUAUUUAUUGUUUAAAGAAGAGCAUAUGUAGUACUUGCUAUUUUUCUGUUUCGAAUACCCAGUUAACAGGAGCACAGUCAUUAAAAUUUUAUAGAGUUGGAGACCA
Messenger RNA from Anas platyrhynchos (mallard), 2172 nucleotides. It is a transcript of the gene KLHDC1, whose product is annotated as kelch domain containing 1. The record is from RefSeq and is a predicted model, not a curated record. Gene Ontology annotation, molecular function: protein binding. Lineage: Eukaryota; Metazoa; Chordata; Aves; Anseriformes; Anatidae.